CAUGAUUCAUGAAUGCAGUGUCGAGUGUGUUGUGUCUCCAGUCCAGCAGGAGUCGCUCUGCAGCUCUUCAGUCCGCCGAUAAACCCACUAAAGAAAGAAAGAAAGUCAAACAUCAAGCGCUGCGUGUUCACAUCACUCUGAUUUUCUCUCUUUAGGGUUUUAAACAGAGUGUUGUGUGUGUUUGUAUUUUUGUGUUUCGGUGUUGAUGAUGACGUCACAGGCUGAUGGGCUGUGCUCCAGACACACACAGGACUCGGAGCUCAGCCUCACUUUACUCUGUUAUACUGACACAGACGCUCAGGACACUGUGUGUGACAGUAAUCACACCUUGAAUCAGGAUGAAUCUACUGAUCAAACCUCCACAGAGUCUCUGGAUUCUGUCUGUAACGCUGGAGAACAGCAGAUCCUGAACACCAGACCACUCAACAUGUGUUCUGUCACACUGAUGGACUGCAGGAAACUCAUGGAGAUGAAAACAGAACCCACAGUGAAGGAAGAAGAUCACACUGAUGAAGAUGAGAAUCAUGACGAUGAUGAGGACGACGAUUUUAUUCCCUCAGAUGAGAGCAGUGAAACGGAAGAGAUUCAGAGGAAGGAGAAAAAGCACGAGUGUCCUCACUGUGAGAAGAGAUUUUACACUGCAUCUUGUUUUGAAAGACACGUGCGUGUACACACUGAUGAGAAACGGUUUCUGUGCAGCGAAUGUGGAAAAACAUUUAAAAAUUCAGGUUAUUUAAAAUCACACCAAAAAAUACACUCUGAGAAACUCCAUCAGUGUUCACACUGUGACAAACGUUUCCAUCAGAAGUCAUAUUUGAUGGUUCAUGAGAGAAUUCAUACUGGAGAGAAACCUUUCCUCUGCUCUGAGUGUGGAAAGAGCUUUACUUUUUUUUUUUUUCUCAUAGAUCAUCAGAGAGUUCACACUGGAGAAAAACCUUAUCUCUGCAAUGUUUGUGGGAAGAGCUUCACUCGGUCAGGUGCUUUUAAAGAUCAUCUGAGAUUUCACACUGGAGAAAAGCCUUAUCACUGCAGUUUUUGUGGGAAGUGUUUUAGUCGACUUUACAAUUUGAAGACACACGAGAGACUUCAUACUGGAGAAAAACCUUACAAAUGCUGUCAGUGUGACAAGGCGUUUACUCAACGCGUUCUUCUGAAACUCCAUCAGAAAGUUCACACUGGAGAGAAAUCCACCAGAAAGUCCAGACACACACAGGACUCGGAGCUCAGCCUCACUUUACUCUGUUAUACUGACACAAACCCCACAGACGCUCAGGACACUGUGUGUGACAGUAAUCACACCUUGAAUCAGGAUGAAUCUACUGAUCAAACCUCCACAGAGUCUCUGGAUUCUGUCUGUAACGCUGGAGAACAGCAGAUCCUGAACACCAGACCACUCAACAUGUGUUCUGUCACACUGAUGGACUGCAGGAAACUCAUGGAGAUGAGAACACAAACACCAGAAGAAGAAGAAGAAGAAGAUCACACUGAUGAAGACGAAAAUCAUGAUGAUGAUGAUGAUGAUGAUGAUGAUUUUAUUCCUUCAGUUUCAGAUGAGAGCGGUGAUUCAUGUUGUGAUGGAGAAACGGCCUCUACAUCAAAACAGCGACUGACAGCACAAACUCUUUCCUGCAUCACCUGUGGAAAGACAUUCAGUUCACAGAGACGUUUAGAGACACAUGAGAGAAAACACACAGAACAGAAACUCUUCACCUGCACCAGAUGUGACAUCAGCUUUCCUACCUUUCAAGAGAAGAAACUUCAUUCACAAGAGCACAGAGAUGAGAAACACUUUCCCUGUCAGCAGUGUGGGAGGAGUUUUGUCUUCUCUUCUAGUCUGAAGAUUCACAUGAAAACACACAGUGAUGAAAAACCUUUCCACUGCAGUGAAUGUGACAAAUAUUUCAGAACCAAAGGAAAUCUUGUUGCUCAUCAGAGAAUUCACACGGGAGAAAAACCGUACGAGUGUCCUCACUGUGACAAGAGAUUCAACCACAAACCUCAUCUGACGAAGCAUGUGCGCAUACACACCAAUGAGAGACCGUAUCAGUGCAGUGAAUGUGGAAAAACCUUUAGGGAUUCAGGUUCUUUAAAGUCGCACCAAAAAACUCACUCUGAUGUGAAACCCUAUCAGUGUUCACACUGUGAUAAACGUUUCCGUCAUAAAUCUCAGCUGAUAACUCAUGAGAGAACUCACACUGGAGAGAAACCUUACCUCUGCUCUCACUGUGGAAAGAGAUUUACUAACCAAAGUUCUUUUAUUUUUCAUAAAAGAAUUCACACUGGAGAAAAACCUUAUCACUGCAGUGUAUGUGGGAGAAGUUUUAAUCGUCAGAACAUUUUUACAAAACACCAGAGAACUCACACAGGAGAAAGACCUUAUAAAUGUUCUCAGUGUGACAAGACGUUUGCUCGAUUAGAUGUCCUAAAAACCCAUAAGAGAGUUCACACUGGAGAGAAACCUUAUCACUGCUCCAAGUGUGGGAGGAGUUUUGUCUUCUCUUCUAGUCUGAAGAUUCACAUGAAAACACACAGUGAUGAAAAACCUUUCCACUGCAGUGAAUGUGACAAAUAUUUCAGAACCAAAGGAAAUCUUGUUGCUCAUCAGAGAAUUCACACGGGAGAAAAACCGUACGAGUGUCCUCACUGUGACAAGAGAUUCAACCACAAACCUCAUCUGACGAAGCAUGUGCGCAUACACACCAAUGAGAGACCGUAUCAGUGCAGUGAAUGUGGAAAAACCUUUAGGGAUUCAGGUUCUUUAAAGUCGCACCAAAAAACUCACUCUGAUGUGAAACCCUAUCAGUGUUCACACUGUGAUAAACGUUUCCGUCAUAAAUCUCAGCUGAUAACUCAUGAGAGAACUCACACUGGAGAGAAACCUUACCUCUGCUCUCACUGUGGAAAGAGAUUUACUAACCAAAGUUCUUUUAUUUUUCAUAAAAGAAUUCACACUGGAGAAAAACCUUAUCACUGCAGUGUAUGUGGGAGAAGUUUUAAUCGUCAGAACAUUUUUACAAAACACCAGAGAACUCACACAGGAGAAAGACCUUAUAAAUGUUCUCAGUGUGACAAGACGUUUGCUCGAUUAGAUGUCCUAAAAACCCAUAAGAGAGUUCACACUGGAGAGAAACCUUAUCACUGCUCCAUCUGUGGAGAGAGAUUCACUUAUUUAGGAAGUUUUAAUUCUCAUCAGAAGAAACAUGCUGAAGAACAAACUGCACUGGAAUCAUAGUGUCUUUUACUAUUUUUAUAAACCGUGUCUAUAACCUGAAAUAAAUGUGCUCGUAGUAAAUUCCUUUGUUUUUGUGAAAUAGUUUUAUGCAAUCUGAUAAAGGUUGUAGAAAGAGCUGUUGUAUAUCCAUUGUAAAUCAUAAACAUCCUCUAGAUGUCUCAGAGACGUGUUGCAGAUGAGCAAACGAUCAGAAAAUGUCUUGCAGAUGCAAAUACAGACAUCAAAUAGACGUCUUCUAGAUGUGUGCUGUCAGGAUUGUUUGUUUGCUGGGAUUUUGGGUUGUUGUGUUUUGCGCAUUUGCGCUUAUGUACAGUGAUGAUGUUCGUUUGUUGUUUAAAGUAAAUCAGUAGAAUUUUGGAAACCUGUGAAAAAAUAACAAGACACCUUUUCCAUAUUUAACUCGUGAAUUACAUUCAGGAUUACACACAGUUCAUGCGUGUGACAACCGCAUUUACAGAAAUUCUUUGCCGUGUGUACGGAACUGAAUGGCUAGUUGUUAAUGACGUACUUCACACGCAUCAGAGAUGAGUCUUCAUCUGUAACUUCUUGUUCAUGUGACAGUGUGUAGUUUACAUGCGCAACUGAUAUUUUGUGAUCAUUAUUAUUCAUGAGUAGUUUUACAGUAGUUCAUUUAGUAGUAGUUUCAUUUAUUUUCAGUUACUAAUAAGAAUGAUGUUACUUUUCUCUUCUGAUUAAAUACGGCGUGUCA
Triplophysa rosa is the source of this 3941-nucleotide messenger RNA. RefSeq names its product zinc finger protein 271-like. Bases 206 to 3232 code for a protein of 1008 amino acids. Gene Ontology annotation, molecular function: DNA-binding transcription factor activity; RNA polymerase II cis-regulatory region sequence-specific DNA binding. The transcript is spliced from 5 exons. The record is from RefSeq and is a predicted model, not a curated record. Gene Ontology annotation, biological process: regulation of transcription by RNA polymerase II. Lineage: Eukaryota; Metazoa; Chordata; Actinopteri; Cypriniformes; Nemacheilidae.